AUGGAUUUGGUCGGUAGCCCUCGCGGUGGGCUGGUUGGGGAUUUCUCUAGCCGAAUUGACGGGUCGAUAUGCGGCGCCAUUCUCUCCUUGCACCGCCCGUCCCUGUCGUCCCUGUCGUCCCUGUCGUCGAACUGGUCUGCCGCCGCCGCGGCAUUUCCGCCCUGCUUUCAUAGCUAUGGUGGAGGGUCUGCGUCGAGCUCCCACUUCGGCUGCGCGUCCGUACAAAGCAGACAAAGCAUUGCCACAUGUCCGCGAUCUCUGGCGGGGACGGGGACCGCUCCUGGUCCCCGAACAUCUAGCAUCCAAUUUGGCAGCUUGCCGGGGCCCUCCUUGCCUCACAUCCGCGGAAACCACACGGCCACGGCUACUGCUACGGCUACCGAGCAGGCACCAGAUACUGACGACGAUCCUCCCAAUGCAGAGGGCGCCCAUCCACCAAAGAAUGAAUCGAAGAAGCGAGACACCCUCACCGAAGAAGAGCUGCUCGCUCUCGUCGACCCCUACGAUGGCGAAGAAAUCGGCCCCGUCGACGAUUAUCUCCAGCUCGUCCGCGAUCCAUACAUGCGCGGCUAUGCUCCCCCCGACGUACCCAAAGUCUGGCUUGCGCGAACCAAGGAGGAUGUCGACUACCCAUCCGUCGACCAGGUGAUCCAGGCCGGCGAAGAGGAGCAAAAGACGCUCUGGGAGCUCCGCUUCGCCGUGCUUAACCGCCUAAGAAGCCCGCACAAGGUCGACCUCGACGACAUCUAUGAGAUAUACCAACGCCUUCCCGAGCCGCGCAUGCUGUACAUCCACGGCAGGCUCCGCCACCACCUACUCAAAGCCCUCGGCCAGCCCGAGAAGCGGGAUUCCAAAUCCAUGCUGCGCUACUUCGCCGCCAUCGCCGACGUCAAAAACAUGGGCAUUCCCCUGACCAGCGCCGAGUGGAACUCGGCCAUCGCCUUCGCCAGCAAAUACGUCGGCGUGGUGUCCGAGGCCGAGACCGAGACGGCGCUCAAGCAGUGGCGCGAGAUGGAGUGCGAGGCGGGCGUCAUGGCCACCGACGUGACCUUCAACAUCCUGUUCGACGUGGCGUCCAAGUCGGGCAAUUUUACUCUCGCCGAGAUGAUCUACCGCGAAAUGGCCGCGCGCGGACACCGCUACAACCGGUACCACUACACCAGCCUGAUUCACUUCUUCGGCCUCAAGCUCGACACGUCGGGCAUGCGCGCCGCCUACCGCGAGAUGAUCCUCGCGGGCGAAGUCAUCGACACGGUGCCGCUCAACGCCAUGCUCUCGGGCCUGCUGCGCGCGGGGGAGGAGGCCACCGCCGAGCGCCUCUACGAGCGCAUGAAGGCCCUCAGCACCGCCGCCGACGCCCCUGAUAUUCCUGUGCGCACGCCCAGCACUAACCGGGCCAUCACCACCGCUUUGCUUAUGUUUGGCAAGCUGCGCCGUCGCCACGGCGGCUACAAUACCAACGCCAACGCCAACCCCAAGCCCUCACCCACCACCACCAGCAAGAAAACCCCCCUGGGAAGACCCAACUUCCAAAGCGUCACCCUCCUCGCCCCGGACCUCCAGACCUACCGGAUCCUCGUAAACCACUACGGCGUAGACCGCGGCGACCUGGCCAAAGUAGCCAUGUACCUCGACGACAUGAAACUCUUCCGCAUCCCCCUCCACGGCGCCAUCUUCCUAGCCCUCUUCAAAGGCUUCGCCCGACAUGGCGGGUACGAAGGGUCUGCGUGGAGCGCACAGCGGCUCGAGGGGAUCUGGAACGCGCUCUUGUCUGCGCUCGACCGAGACAACAACCUCCCCAAUUCCGGCAAUGGUGGGGGACAGCAGCAGCAGAUCGAGGUCAAGACGUGGCUUGCUAUUUGGGCGCUGCGGGCUUUUGCGAGGUGUUCGGGUACGGGGGGGGGAAGGGUGUUGGAUGUGUAUGAGGAGUUGAAGGCGAGGUGGAGGUUGGGGUUUGCGGAGGAGCAAUUCAUGGCGGAUUUUUUGAGGACGAGCGGGGUUGUUAGUGGCUUUGGAGCUGGAAGGGGUGCGUAUGGGACUGGGACUGGGAGGGGUUAUGGGUAUGGGAAUGCGAGAGGGGGAGGUAAACGAUGA
Canariomyces notabilis is the source of this 2094-nucleotide messenger RNA. RefSeq lists its product as uncharacterized. The coding region runs from base 1 to 2094 and encodes 697 amino acids. The record is from RefSeq and is a predicted model, not a curated record. The transcript is spliced from 2 exons. Gene Ontology annotation, molecular function: protein binding. Lineage: Eukaryota; Fungi; Ascomycota; Sordariomycetes; Sordariales; Chaetomiaceae.